GGAAAAAGAUAUCAUGCCUUAGAAUUGUUGUUAGAUAGAAUGUUUAUUUGAUAUAAUUAAACACUGUGGCCACUUAUGUGCUUCUUCAGUCGCGAUUCCAUUGCUUUUUUUUCCUCUUGUUCUUCCAGUGAAAAAAUUUCGCGCUGUGUUUUACGUCAGAGUGGAAGUGUGACUCGGUGGUUUAAAAAUAUUUUUCUUUUUAGUGUAAUCUGCACAGAAUAAACAGAGACAGGGAGAUUUAAUUACACCGGGAGAGAUAUUAAAUAUCAUUCUUAAUAUUUACCAAAGAUAAAAUCAAGUCUAAUAAGUAAAUAAAUUUUAAGAUAGUGCGAACUUCCACCCUCUCUUGCAAUACAACACGUGUUUAUGACUUUUGUCGUGUGUGAGAGGGAAAGGCGAAAUGAGAAAGAAAAAUAUUAUUGUAAAUACAGUCUUUAGCUACCUUAAAUAAGACAAUCAACCCACUUUGGUGUUUAGUCGAAUGCUAAAAGUGUGCGCGAAACGAGUAGUUGUUGUGAAGUUAACGAGUAUAUAUUUCUCAUUCAACCAUGCUUAAAGGACUAAGAAUAUCCUUGGAUCAGACUCUCAAUCGGUGUGAGUCGAUGGGGGCCUUUGGCUACAGGGCACUGCUUCAGUAUGUGGACUCCAAUGACUUGCAGGGACUCAAGACACUCCUGGACACUCGACAUCUGCCGGUGGAUGAUCGAGAUGAGAAUCAGACGACGAUACUUAUGGUGUGCUCUGCAAGGGGCAUGGUUUCCUUCGUCCGGGAGUUGAUUGCUCGCGGAGCGGAUGUUCAGGCUGAAGAUGUGGACAACUGGACGCCACUGCUGAGUGCCGCCAAGGAGGGUCAUGUGGAGGUGGUGCAGCUGCUGCUGGAGCACGAUGCGAAUCAGGAGCAUCGGGACAUGGGUGGAUGGUCGGCGCUGAUGUGGAGCUCCUACAAGGGUCACACGGAUGUCGUGGCUGUGCUGCUGCAGCGCGGCGCUGAUGUGCAUGCGCACGGGAAUUAUCACCUGGGUCCGCUGCUGUGGGCGGCGGGACGGGGGCACAAGGAGAUUGUGGAGUUGCUGGUGCAGCGCGGAGCCAAGGUGAAUGUGGGUGACAAGUAUGGGACGACGGCGCUGGUGUGGGCGUGCCGGAAGGGAAAUGCCGAUAUUGUGGACACUCUGCUGAAGGCGGGAGCCAAUGUGGACACAGCCGGGAUGUACUCAUGGACGCCACUCCUUGUCUCCGUGGCUGGUGGGCAUCAGGAGUGUGUGACGCUGCUGCUGGAGAAGAGGCCCAAUGUGAAUGCCUUGGACAAGGAUGGACUCACGGCGCUGUCGAUAGCGUGUCGUGAGGGAUUGCAAGACACAGCGUCGGCACUGAUUGCGGCCGGAGCUUAUGUGAACAUUCAAGAUCGGGCUGGUGACACUCCUCUGAUCCAUGCAGUGAAGGGGGGCCACAGAGGUGUGGUGGAGGCGCUCCUAAAGCGUCAUGUGGAUAUAGAUAUACAGGGAAAGGAGCGAAAGACGGCACUUUACACAGCAGUGGAGAAAGGUCACACGGCUAUUGUGAAGCUCUUGCUCUCCUCGAAUCCGGAUGUGGAGUUGGCGACGAAAGAUGGGGAUACUCCAUUGCUGAAGGCUGUAAGAAAUCGCCAUCUGGACAUUGUGCACAUGUUGCUGGAGAAGAAGGCAAAAGUGAGCACUGUUGAUAGGAGAGGAGAUACUUGUCUUCACAUUGCAAUGAGGGCGAGAUCAAAGGCUAUUGUUGAGGCUCUGCUGCGCAAUCCAAAGAACAGCAAAUUACUCUAUCGAGCCAAUAAGUCUGGUGAGACGCCUUAUGGAUUGGAUACGGUGCAUCAGAAGACAAUUCUUGGACAGGUUUUUGGGGCACGACCAUUGAAUACCAAUGAAGAUUCGGAGGGAAUGCUAGGCUAUGAAUUGUACUCAUCAGCAUUGGCGGAUGUUCUCAGUGAGCCCACUCUCACCACUCCCAUCACAGUGGGUCUGUAUGCAAAGUGGGGCAGCGGCAAGAGCUUUCUGCUGGCAAAAUUGAGGGAUGAAAUGAAGAGUUUUGCUCGACAGUGGGCUGAACCGCCCAUCAAAGCGCCGUGGUUGCUUUUCACCGUGUGCCUGCACAUUUGUCUGCUGUUGGGCAUCGUUGUGGGCCUCAGCUGUUGGUCCUACGUGUGGGGAUUGUCGGCGGCGGGUGGUUCUCUGGUGCUCAUCUACACCGCAAUUAUUGCCAUUAAGUUUGCCAGUCGACGCUACGAUGUGUCUUGGGCCUAUUCAUUCCACCAUGGACUGAUGAAGCGAAUUGGACGUCUCAGCCUGAUCAUGCAAGUGGCCUUCUGUCAUCCACCAGGCACUCAGGGUGAUCCUCACGCAAUGCCGGUGCGCUUCCACUUCGCCGAAGCCAGCAGUGCAGCGCCCAGUGGUGAAGGAGCCGUUGGUCAUAUGCUAGCAUCCCUAUUUGAGGCCAUAGAAACUCACUACGGAUCACUGCCGACGCGUCUCUUUCGUGCCUUCCGACCAAAACACUCCUCCUCGAGUCACUGGCGAUGGCGAAGGAUGUGCUGCAUGCCUCUGAUUCUGCUCUUUGAGCUCGCUCUGGCCGUGACUGUGUCCGGAAUGGCACUACUAAUUCUCUAUCUCAGCAAUCUCGAUGCUGAACACAACGAUGGAAUCCUCAUUGCUCUGUAUGCAUUGGGAUCGGUGUUGCUGGUGGGAUUUGUGGGGAAUUUACACUCGUGGGCGAAGGCUCUGCGGGCACUCUUCUUUUCCCAAGGACGACAACUGAAGAAAGCCAUGACAUCCGCCGAUCAUUCGUCCCUGACAGCAUUAGGAGCUGAGGUUUCCCUCAUGGCGGACAUGAUAAGGUGCUUGGAUGCAUUUACUGGGCAACAGAGUCGUCUUGUUGGAGUGGUUGAUGCACUGGAUUCGUGUGAUACUGAGAGAACACUCACAAUGCUGAAUGCCAUUCAGACGCUUCUGUCAUCGCCGAAUCGACCUUUCGUCCUCCUUCUGGCUGUGGAUCCUCAUGUGAUUGCCAAAGCGGCGGAGGCGAAUAGUCGACGAUUGUUUACAGAGGGUGGAAUUGGUGGUCAUGAUUUUCUUCGGAAUCUCGUGCAUUUGCCAGUGUAUCUGCAGAAUUCGGGAUUGAGGAAAGUGCAGAGGGCUCAAAAUACUGCCUUGACAUAUCGAAGGAAUAUCUCAGAUGCUGCUGAUGAUCCAAUCUUGAGUCAUUCAGCCUCGGCGAGGCGAUUAUCAAAUGCCUCGGAGAUUAUGUCGAGUCAGGAGAAGUUGCGAGCACCGCCGGGAACUUCUCGUGGUGGCUCGAAGAAGUUACGCUUGUCAGAAUCUGUGGCGAGUUCCAUUGGAUCGAAUCUCCAUCGGGUGGGACAAAAUCCUCAGGGGACGCUGGACAUGUCGAAGAUUCUCCUCACAGAUGACUACUUCAGUGAUGUGAAUCCGAGGAGCAUGAGACGCCUGAUGAAUGUGAUUUACAUCACGGUGAGAUUGCUGAAAGCAUUCCAGAUUGACUUCAGCUGGUAUCGCCUCAGCUCUUGGAUUAAUCUCACUGAACAAUGGCCCGUGAGGGCGAGCAUGAUUGUGCUACAGCACGAUCAAAAUGGUGAUUCUCUGGAUGAUUCAACGUCUCUGCAGUCGGUCUAUGACAAGGUCAGACCUAAGAUAAGUUGUUUGCGUGAAGCAGCAGCACUUUUGGAGCUUGAUCGCGAUGAGAGGAAACUCGAUGCGUUUCUGCAGCUUCACAAAUCUGACCUUCUUGUGGCUGAUUUGAGAAUUUUCCUACCAUUUACAAUCAAUUUGGAUCCUUAUCUGAGAAAAGUCCUCAAAGAGGACCAACAAGCCAUGGAGGACGAGGGAAUAAUCAUUCCAAUCAAGCCCAGUGCACCAUUGAAUCCUCGUUCGAGUCUUCCGCGCUUUCCGCAGCCUUAUCCGCCUUAUCAGAAUAUCUUUGCAGCCACAAAUCCGGCAAUUCCUGUCCUCACGUAUCAGUCAUAUCAAGCCAAACCGCCACCAGUGCCCACAGUUGAGGGUGUUCGGAAGAAAAUUCAGUCACAAUCCAGUGAGACAUCUCAAACUGCCCUUGCGGACAUUCUCACGAAUGUUCCUGCGAAUUUGCACCAAAUCCGACUGUCAAAGUUAAAUGUGAAUGGUCUCAGUGAUUUACUGCAGCAAAUUGAUGAGCUGCGACCUGCCUUAGAUAAUCUUCUUCCAGCAUUGAAGCAACACUCCAUUUCUGGUCGUGUCUUAAUGCACUGUGAUCUUCAAGAGUUGAAAAAUUUACUAAAUUUAAGCUUCGGUCAUUGGGAAAUAUUCAGAUUGCUCAUCAUUACAUUGAGAAAUCUGGAGAAACAUCCACCAACAUCGGCGAUACGCGUGCAGGAUGACGAUAAAACUGAUAGUCAAAAUAAUAUACAGCAACCACCGACGUCAUCUGUGUCCAACUAUUCACGCCAAAAACCGCAGAGCAUUAUGGAGAAGCAGCAAAGGGUGCACGAUUAUGAAUUGUUGCAGGUGACGCUGGAGGAGCAGAUGAUCUGUGGCGCUCUUCAGACACUCAAUGAGGAGGCAUUUGAGGAUGUCGUGGGCAGCGAUCGCGCGGGUGGGAGCCAGACAGCAGAUGGAAAGUCCUCGCCCACAUCCAGUUGGUCAGCUUCGCCACUAGUUGUGCGUCGAGAGCCGAUCCUGAAGCCGCGCGGGAGUGUGAAAUCGGAGAAGAAGUUGUCCUUCAAGGGUGACAUUCCCGUCAAUAUUGAGUACGUUGGCGAGAAGAGGCUGGGAUCAUCGGGAUCCACCGGGAAGAUUACCUCUGCAGCGCCAGGUCGACCAGUGGCUUUGGUUUACACCACUAAGAACGAAAGGGCGGAGAAAGCCUUCAAGAUGACCCGAUCGUACUCCUUCGACAACGAUUCUCUGGACAAGGGAAUUGAGCUGAAGGACGUCUCGAGCUCCGCGGACGGCCAGACGGCAAAUGAGGAUAUUCAACCGCUGGUCAACUCUGACGAUGCAUCCAAAUAAGGCGAAGAGAAACCUUUCCUCUCGAGAAAUCCCCACAAGCUUUCGCUUCUGCUGGGUCUUUUCCAUCUUUUUUGCUCUCCUUUGCUAACUGAAUGUCUUGCGGUCUUGUCUAAGUCGCCGACAAAGGCUGAGAGGUGGAAGAUUUCAAAGAGAUUUGCACAGUAGCGUAAUUGUUGACGCCAAGAGUAUAUUUUUUGUGUGGUCUGUUAAAGGGGUAAUUAACACGUGAGGAUGUUGGACAAUGCAGACUUAAUGAUUGCCUUGAGAAAUUGGGGGGAGGAAAAGUGAAAUUUGUACAUGAAAUGAGGACACAAAAAUACGGAGAUGAAACAAUGUAAUUUUCUGAUCUUUAUUUUGGAUAAUUUAUUUAUUUACACGAUCUUUUAGCUUAUGGAAUUUUUAGUUGAAUUUUUUUUUACUUAGUCGAACAUUUUGGGCAUUUUAAGCAGCAAAUCAUUGCAAUAUAUUUAGAUAGUAAGUAGCUCAUUUUUAGAGAAUCUUAAUUGGCAUUUCGGUACAAAUUCUUAGGAUAUUAAUUUAGCCGACCAGCAAUUAUUUAGGAAGCAAUAUUUCUCAAUUAUGCGACACAAUUUACUUCUCGUUUGCCUUGAGAAUGUUUGUGAAGUGUUUAUGAACUAUGAAAUAAAAAUUUAGAAUUGAGUUACAUAUGAAGAA
Molecule: messenger RNA, 5708 nt
Organism: Phlebotomus argentipes
Lineage: Eukaryota; Metazoa; Arthropoda; Insecta; Diptera; Psychodidae
Gene: Arms
Product: kinase D-interacting substrate of 220 kDa
Exons: 12
Coding region: 549-5033 (1494 amino acids)
Molecular function (GO): protein binding
Source: RefSeq, a predicted model, not a curated record